Messenger RNA from Henningerozyma blattae CBS 6284, 1065 nucleotides. RefSeq lists its product as uncharacterized. The record is from RefSeq and is a predicted model, not a curated record. The transcript has a single exon. Bases 1 to 1065 code for a protein of 354 amino acids. Lineage: Eukaryota; Fungi; Ascomycota; Saccharomycetes; Saccharomycetales; Saccharomycetaceae.
AUGAUCACAACAACAAAAAGAGUCAUAAUCAGAUGUAUGCUUACAUCAGUUUUACUUCUGUUAAUAAUAUUACAAAUAAGUAAACCUGUUGAUAAAAAUUAUAUUCCAAAUGAAAUAAAUAACAUAAUAAAAAGAGCUGAUAGACCAAUAUGGGAUCUUGGAAGAACUUCGGCUGUUAUUGGCUUAGCCUUGACUGCUGCUAAUGCUUUAUAUACUGCAUGGAGUCCCGUAUUGUGCAUUGUUCCAACAUCCCCUGCAUGCUGGACAUUGGCUAUCGGACUAAGUGUAUCUGCUGGUGUAUCAACAAUCGGAAUUGCUUAUGCUGCAUACCAAGAUUACUUUAAUGGUGAAUUUAAUAUUAUUGAUAAACUUACGCCAGCUUCGUCAAACAUAUUGAACCGUUAUCGUUCACAAUAUGAGUUAUCGAAUACUACCAUGCAUGUUUUCCCAUCUGCCAAUGAUACAGAUUCACAAAAUAUGUUGUAUAGUCCUAAUGAUAUUUAUGAUGAUAUUGUUUAUAAAUUUGUCACUGCUGGUUUGGGUACUCCAUUACUUACAACUUCUGAAGUAGCCAAGGAAAAUAAAAACAGUGCUGAGACUUCUACAAACGAUGUCAUUACAAUUCAUUGGAACUCACCUCUAGGUAGACAUACAGCUACCAAUUUAGAACAUUAUAAUGUUCAAAUGAUGGCUGAUGAUAUUAUAGAACAAUUCUUAUCAGGAUAUGAAGGAUCUGACUUAUAUUCUAAAAGUAUUGAUAUAAUGUUCCAAAAUAAUAAUGAAAGACAAACAGUUAAUUGGGUAUCUUAUAAUAUGAAUGAAGGUGGACCAAAAUUGGAAACUCUUUCUUUAUGGGAAUCUAUAAGAGGUAUUGGCAAAUGGGAUGGUAACAUUAAAACUUUAGCAGAAAUGUUUUAUAAAAAUAACAUUUAUGACAGCUGGAAAUGGAAUGUAGAUGUCAUAACAGAUACAGAUAUAAAUAGCAGUGGUUGGUUCGAUAGAAGAAAGAAAAGAGCAAUCACUCAUGGAGAAGUAUAUUUAAAUCAAUAUGGAGGAUUAGAAUGA